Penicillium verrucosum is the source of this 903-nucleotide messenger RNA. RefSeq lists its product as uncharacterized. The transcript has 2 exons. NCBI's taxonomy places the organism in Eukaryota, Fungi, Ascomycota, Eurotiomycetes, Eurotiales, Aspergillaceae. The record is from RefSeq and is a predicted model, not a curated record. Bases 1 to 903 code for a protein of 300 amino acids.
AUGCCAAAAAUCCGUUCUCAGGGCCUGCGGGUCUGGUAUCAGAAACUUUUGGAACUUUCUUCGCGACACGAUGUCCCUACGCCAGUUAGGGAGCAUAUAGCUCAGGUCUCCAUAGAGCUACCACACCUAGACCCCUCAGAGAUGAGUCUUGAUGAAACCACCCGCGCUUUUGGACUGAAGAAAUCAGACCGCGGUUAUCAGCUUUGGCAAUUUCGAAAGGUUGAGAUCAACCUCCCGGAAAGCUUUUUGUGUAACCUCAAUGCUUUUGAAAGUCUCACUCAACGAGCCAAGGGCACAGAAGCCAGGCUGCGAUAUAAACUCGACACAUUGAUAAGCGCGGUUUAUCAAGCACUAGUCACACAAAACAUGCUAGUAAACGGACCUACCAUCACACUAGCUCAUGAAACAACUGUGAGUUGGGGCCCUAUUAUAUACAAAGACGAGCUAUAUCUUUGUAUAGGCAGGGCCAAUUAUAGCCUUUUUUUUGGUGAGAAAGAUCACCUUGCUUGUCAUAUUGUAAUGAUUGAAGCAGAGACAGUUUUUGGCGACGGCGAUGCCCAACUUUUGGCCUAUAUGUCUAUGAUACAGGCAGAUCGCAAGAAACGCGGGCAGCCCGACUGGACUGUAUAUGGAGUCCUUAGCGAUGGAGAGACCUUCGUAUUCUAUGAUUUGGAUAUGAAUGGCCAGUAUACGGUUGUUUACCUACAAGUACAACGCGAAGGAUGGCAAAUGGUUGCCAACAUGCUCGGUUCCCUCAUCAUUGAAGGGAUGAAAACUUGUUCUUCGCCUGUGCGAUCAAGUCUGGCGAGUAACCCUUCCCCUCGGCACUCUCACAAGCAGACACCGCCUCAACUACCUCCCCUUGGUACUCUUCCGUCAAUUGAAGACAUGAUGAAGACAUGA